AUGAGCAUCAUGGAGGUCUCCCUGCUCACUGGCUUCUACCCCAACCAGAAUGACCUCGAACAGCUGACAAGCAACGUGGAGAUGUACGCCUUCCAGUGUGAGACCAAGACGAGCUACAGCGACAGCACCGUUGUCCUCUACCUGGAGAAGUUCCUGCAGGCCGCCCAGGUCACCGUAUACGACUACUACCAGCCUUCUCGGAGGUGCGGCUCUCGCUUCAACCUGCCCACAGAGCACUCUUCCAUGCGCAAGAUCUGUCACCAAGACGUGUGCAGAUGUGCGGAGGCCCGAGCCGCUGACCUUCCAGAACGGUGCCCAUCUCUGAGGAAGGACAGCGCCCUACUGAGACAGGAGGAGCUCCAGGCGGCAGCCUGUGAGGCAGGCAUGGACUUUGUAUACAAGGUCAAGCUGGAGUCUGUGAAGGCCUCCACCUCCAAUCCCUACAUCUACUACAACGUGAAACCCCAAGCCAUCAUCAAGAGUGUUGUAUGUCCGACGGGGCAGAAGAGGCAGGGUACAGACUCUGCCCUGGCCCUCGCCAGGAGGAAAUUCGUCUCUCAUGCCACCUGCCAUGACUCCCUGGGGCUGCAAGAACGGGAGACAUACAUCAUGGGCCACACAUCAGACCUGUGGAGAGUCCAAUCUCAUUACAUCUGUGUCCUGGGCAAGGAGACAUGCCUCAUGAAUUGGCCAGCAGAAGGGGAUGUGGGCAAGAAGAAGUUGCUGGACCAGCUGGAAGGAUUUUCAGAAUAUGUGAGCACACAUGGCCGUGAGUCCUAA
This is a messenger RNA of Leopardus geoffroyi (Geoffroy's cat), 780 nucleotides long. RefSeq names its product complement C3-like. Gene Ontology annotation, molecular function: protein binding. The record is from RefSeq and is a predicted model, not a curated record. Gene Ontology annotation, cellular component: extracellular region. Lineage: Eukaryota; Metazoa; Chordata; Mammalia; Carnivora; Felidae. The transcript is spliced from 8 exons. The coding region runs from base 1 to 780 and encodes 259 amino acids.